AUGGACGUGAAGAGGGUGAAGGACUACCUGUACUGGCUGUACUACCAGUACCAGCUGGUGACGUGCAGCUACGUGCUGGAGCCCUGGGAGCAGUCCAUGUUCCACACCAUCACUGUCACUGUGCUGGCCAUGGUGGUGUACACAGCCUACGUCUUCGUGCCCAUCCACGUCCGCCUGGCCUUGGAAUUCUUCUCCCAGAUUUUCGGGCCCCGGCCCGAGAGCGCGGUGCUGAACUGA
Cinclus cinclus is the source of this 237-nucleotide messenger RNA. RefSeq names its product serine palmitoyltransferase small subunit B (gene SPTSSB). The transcript has a single exon. Lineage: Eukaryota; Metazoa; Chordata; Aves; Passeriformes; Cinclidae. Gene Ontology annotation, cellular component: serine palmitoyltransferase complex. The record is from RefSeq and is a predicted model, not a curated record. Bases 1 to 237 code for a protein of 78 amino acids. Gene Ontology annotation, molecular function: serine C-palmitoyltransferase activity. Gene Ontology annotation, biological process: endoplasmic reticulum organization; ceramide biosynthetic process.